GUGAAACAGUCAGCUUUUUUGCUUUGUAUUAAUUGAGAAAAAAUCGUUCGUUUGAAUCGUGCAGAUUAAGUAUUCACUAUGUACCGGAAAGGUACAAAUGUUCAGUGGCACAAUGACAGUAAACACACCCAAAGAAAUGUCCAACUUUGGAAAUAUUAACUAUUUUAAUAUGGACAUAUACGAUAACCAUAUCAUCAAUGAGAAGAAAGAUAAGAAACAUCAGAGCUGGAGGGACGAGUGCUAUCAAUUUGCCCAGGAAACUACACUUCAUGGUCUUAAAUAUAUAUCUCUGAGGGAUGCAUUUGUUUUUCGAAGACUAUUUUGGUUCGUAUUAACCUGUUCCUGUUGUGGUGUUAUGUCAUACCAGAUAAUAGACAGGAUAAUUUAUUAUUAUAACUCACCAAUUACUGUCAACGUUAAAGUCAACUAUAAUCGUUCACUGGUGUUCCCUUCUGUCACAAUUUGCAACCAAAAUGCAUUUAGAUCAACAGCUGCAGCUGAGAACAACUGGUACAGACUGAUCGAAACCAUGUAUAAUGACUCUUCAAAAACAUUUGAUUCAAGUGAUUUAGUACAGUUUAAUGCCAGCAAACUUAGAAUUAGCAAAAUGUUUCAGAAAGCGGGUCAUACAAAAGAAGAUAUGAUUGUUGGAUGUUCAUGGGCUGGUGUAACAUGUACUCAUGAAGAUUUUGAACCAAUAUUAACAGACCAUGGACUGUGUUAUACGUUUAAACCAAAGAGUAGAUCAGAAGAGUUUAUCAUUAGCUCUACGGGAGCCGAUCACGGUUUAAAACUGUUUUUGAAUGUUGAGCAAUAUGAAUACAUGCCUGGUCCAAAUGAUGCUGCGGGCAUUAAACUACUGACAUAUGAUAAGAGUGAUAUACCACGUAUAAAGGAGCUGGGAAUGUCGGUACCAACAGGUAUUCAUGCUUUUGUCGGACUAAAGCUAAUAAUGAUCAACAACUUACACGUACCGUAUGGUGAGUGUCAGGAGACACAGUUGAAGUAUAGUAGACAGUAUUCUGUUGAUGCCUGCAUUAUAGAAUGUCUAAAUCAGUUUACACAGAAGAAAUGUGGAUGCAGAAAUUUUUUCAUUCCUUCUACUACGGAGAGUGGCGAAGAAUGUACGAUGGAGGCGUUCUAUUCAUGUUACAAAAAUUAUUACGGAACUGUGCAUGAUACACUACAAGACCAGUGUCACUGCCCAACAGCUUGUAAAUACAGCGUGUUUGAUCCUAUCAUGUCAUAUGCAUCAACGUCAGAAUACACAGCAGAGAAAAAACUUACUUCCGUUUCCACGUCAAAAUUACAAGAGAAAAUUCUUAAUUCACGCGAGAUUUCAAACCGUAUGGAGAAAAAAAAAUAUGAAUCAUUUAGUGGCUUGGUUAAGAAUUUUGAGAGGUCGUUUGACAAUGUGAUCGACAUGUUGCAGAAUAUUCUUAAACGAAUUUCAGUUCAUUUACAGCUCAUAGAUUCAAGGUAUUCAAAUGACAAAGCAGCAUGGAAUAGAAAAUCUUAUCUUUACAAAUACCAGAUAUAUCACGUGACGAAAAACUUUAUACGACCACGUGACGCUAUGGAAGAAAGAACUCUUUCGAAUUUAUGUGUCGGUUUUCAUGAAUUUGUAUUUAUGAUUGAAACAAAUCUUAAGCACCUGUCUUCAGAUGAGAGCCUUGAUAAAAGUACCAGAGAGGCAAUAUAUACAAGAAGCCUCGAUUUUAUUCGAAGUCAGAUAGAAACUGCUGAACGCGCAUCCGCAAAUAUUUCACAAUUGUACGAGGCUUAUCAAAACGGAACACCAAUAUUUAGAUAUAGAUUUGGAAAAACAGCUCGAAAACAUAACGAUUACAUAACCCCCAAAAUACUUCUUGCCGAGUCGUUGGUCCAUAACAGCUAUGCGCGGAAGUAUGCUCCUCGUGUACAAAAUGAUAUAGAAGCCAUUAAAAGUAAACUAAACAGUUAUAUUUCUUUAUUAGACGAGGUAAACAUCACUGGAAAUUUAAAUUUAACAAUGAUGGCAUCCAUAUCUUUAUCCUAUAUAGACAAAUGUGAAGCCUUCUACCAUAGUAAGAGUGUAUUUUAUGCCGAAUGUAUUGAAAGACCAAAAAUUAUUAUCGAAAACCGGUUUGAAAGAUUUAAAAAAUAUAUUACUGAUUACAUAGAAACAAAGGAAUUUAUAGAAAGUAAUCUGAACAAUCUGAGAGAUUCCAUUCAAAAUAUAUCGAUGUUCGAGGUCAUUCAUAUUAAUAUAUUUAUGAAUAAGUUAACCCAGUAUUUGAAAGUCGAUUCGCGUAUCAAGAAAAACACGUUAGCUAAUACAGUUUUAUCGGAUUAUCUAUUAAGCCAGUUUUCACGAUGUGAGGCGAUAUUCCAGGAAAUCCGAAACAGAGGUCAGAAUAUUUAUGAUGGCUGGACUGUUCUGGUGACACGUUCUACAGACAUAUGGACAGAUAUAAUUAAUGAUCCAGACAUGAUUCCUUAUUACCAUCGAAGAAAUUACAGAUCAUUCCUGGUCAAUCUGACAGACUUUAGUAGUGAUAUCUACACACAAAUAUCAGAAACAAGAAAUCAAAAUGAUUUGCGUGCAAUUAUCGGAGAAACUGAUAAAAAAUUGGGACACCAUUUUGAAGCCUUGAAAGAGCACAUGGUUUCGUUUAAAUCGAGUAUAAAGAUUGAUCAGUAUUUUUUAAGAGAAAACUUUUUGCAGCUGGACGUAUUCUAUAGAGAACUCAGCUACGAAGAAAUAGAUCAGCAAGAAGCUUAUGACAUAUUUGGCUUGUUAUGUGAUAUUGGUGGAUCCAUGGGAUUAUUUAUAGGAGCCAGUGUUAUGACAAUGUUUGAACUUGUAGAUUUUGUAAUGAACAUUUCCGCCGAACGGGCCAUUAGAAGUAAAAGAUUCAGGGUCAAUAGAAUGAAAUGA
This is a messenger RNA of Mytilus trossulus (common blue mussel), 2920 nucleotides long. RefSeq lists its product as uncharacterized. Gene Ontology annotation, biological process: sodium ion transmembrane transport. Gene Ontology annotation, molecular function: ligand-gated sodium channel activity. Bases 98 to 2920 code for a protein of 940 amino acids. The record is from RefSeq and is a predicted model, not a curated record. Gene Ontology annotation, cellular component: plasma membrane. NCBI's taxonomy places the organism in Eukaryota, Metazoa, Mollusca, Bivalvia, Mytilida, Mytilidae. The transcript has 10 exons.